UUAAAGAUCUCUUCAUGUGUCUUGUAUGAAUCCUUUGUACUAUAAGCUCGAGAAGACAUUACUAUGUCUGGAGAGAAGCAUCUAGCCAAGAUCAUCAGGUGAAGGAAAGAAAGUCGCACUAGAUCUGCGAAUUGGAUCCAAAAGAUCGAGCGAGGGGAUCGAUAUGGGAAGAGGGCCUUGCACUUGCUGCAGCAAUGCGUAUUUCAACAGGGGGCCAUGGACGCCCGAGGAGGACGCGCUCCUCACGGAGUAUAUCAAGCGCCAGGGCGACAAAGGCAACUGGAGGAAAGUCCCCAAAGCAGCUGGAUUGCUGAGAUGCGGCAAGAGCUGCCGGUUGAGAUGGCUCAAUUAUUUGAGGCCGGAUAUCAAGCGAGGCAAAUUCUCCGAGGACGAGACAGAUCUCAUCAUCAGGCUGCACUCUCUUCUUGGCAACAGAUGGUCCAUCAUUGCUGGUCGAGUUCCCGGCCGGAGCGACAACGAGAUUAAAAACUACUGGAACUUCCACCUGAGCAAGAGGCUCUUGGGCAUGGGGAUCGACCCCAAGAACCACAAGCCACUACUCCACUAUAAUUCGUCGACAAUCAAAUCGCCUGCAACACACAAGAACACACACACCAGCUUCUUCAGCCGCAACACAUCUUUCACCUCGUCCUUCUCCGCCUUCCCGUCGCCCGAAACUGAUUGCAGCCUCAACUCCGAGGCAUCAUCUACUAGCAGUCUCUCGAUCAAGCCCGGCAUUGGUGCCCACACUUCCUGGAGCAUCGAGGUCGUGAAUGCGGAUCUGCAAGAGCCCGGAUCCGUUCAAGUUGACCAUGAUCAGCUCCAACAACAUCACCAUCAUCAACAACAACAACAACAAGAUGAUCCAAAGUUCAUGUCAAUGAGUUAUAUCGAUCUUGCUCACAAUCUAGAACGCUAUAAUCAGCGCCAAGAAGACUUGGGCCAUGAGAGCUAUGGCUUCGCAGCGGACGAGGACUUGAACAGUAACAACAUCAGCAACAACAGUGACAAUCUCAACGCCUUGGACAGCAGCGAUGACGACGGGAUGAGCGCGCUGAUGCAAGAUCAAGCCCUGCUUAGCCUAGACUUUCUAGAGGUGCCCUUGCUGGAAUCAGAGGGCUUGCUCGAUGUUCUGGGCUACUUACAGUGAUCUUAGGAGAAAAACUCUCGAGAGCAUGAUCAAACUUAGAGUUCGAUCCCGGUCUUUUCCACUUUUUCUUCUCCAC
Messenger RNA from Selaginella moellendorffii, 1226 nucleotides. RefSeq names its product transcription factor MYB8. Bases 164 to 1150 code for a protein of 328 amino acids. Lineage: Eukaryota; Viridiplantae; Streptophyta; Lycopodiopsida; Selaginellales; Selaginellaceae. The record is from RefSeq and is a predicted model, not a curated record. The transcript has 3 exons.